Pantherophis guttatus is the source of this 3299-nucleotide messenger RNA. NCBI's taxonomy places the organism in Eukaryota, Metazoa, Chordata, Lepidosauria, Squamata, Colubridae. The record is from RefSeq and is a predicted model, not a curated record.
GGAGGCCGUGCAGAAGCGCUGGCCAUGGGGGAGCCGGUCCUCGGCUGGGCGCUCCUCCUGCUGCUCCUGGGGCUGCUGAUGCUUUAUGGGAUCUGGCCGUAUAAUUUCUUUAAGAAGUUGGGAAUUCCUGGGCCAAGACCCCUGCCUUUUAUCGGAACUUUCCAUGAAUAUCGGAAUGGUGUUUUGAAGUUCGACCAAAGAUGCUUUGAGAAAUAUGGCAAGAUCUGGGGAAUAUUUGAUGGCCGGCAACCUGUGAUGGCCAUUUUGGAUCCCGCCCUCAUUAAAACCAUCCUGGUUAAAGAAUUCUAUACUUAUUUCACCAAUCGCCGGGACUUUGGUCUGAAUGGAAAUCUGGACACAGCCAUAACUGUCGUUGUCGAUGAACAGUGGAAGAAGAUUCGCAGUGCCUUGUCUCCCACUUUCACCAGUGGAAGGCUGAAAGAGAUGAUGCCCAUCAUCAACCAUUAUAAUGAAAUCUUGGAGAAGAACAUCCAGAAGAAAGUGGAGAAGGGUGAAACCAUAGAUAUGAAGCUGAUCUUUGCAGCCUACAGCUUGGAUGUGGUAACCAGCACUUCAUUCAGUGUCAACAUUGAUUCCCUCAACCAUCCCGACGAUCCGGUUGUUGUGCACAUGAAGAAGUUCCUCAGAUUUAGCUUCCUCAGCCCUGCUUUAAUCUUGGCUGUCCUUUUCCCAUUCCUUAUCCCAGUUCUGGAGAAAUUCAACUUGACCAUAUUCCCCAAGUCUUCGGUAGACUUCUUCCUCGAGAUCUUGAAAAAGAUCAAAGAAGAUCGACAAAAGAAGGACCACACGAACCGAGUUGAUUUUCUUCAGCUCAUGAUGGACGUACAAGCUGCAGCCAUCGCCUCUGGGGAUUCAGAGAAAGCUUUAACAGACAAAGAGAUUUUGGCCCAGUCAAUUUUUUUUAUCUUUGGUGGCUAUGAGACCAUCGGUACCUCCCUCAGCUUCAUGUCUUAUUGUCUGGCCACGCACCCCGACGUUCAAGAGAAAUUGUACCAAGAGAUCAAUGACACUUUUCCCAAUCAGACCCCGCCCACCUAUGACGCACUCCAUCAAAUGGAAUAUCUCGAUAUGGUGGUGAAUGAAACUUUUCGCCUUUACCCUCCGGGGACACGGCUUGACAGAAUUUGCAAAAAGACAGUGGAAAUCCAUGGAGUGACCAUCCCACAAGGGACUGUGGUUAUGAUUCCCGCUUAUGUCCUACAUCGGAUCCCCGAAUAUUGGCCUGAGCCCGAAGAGUACAGACCUGAGAGGUUUAGUAAAGAGAACAAAGAGAGCCUAGACCCGUAUGUGUUCCUCCCUUUCGGAGCGGGUCCCAGGAACUGCAUCGCUAUGCGUUUCGCCCUCCUGGUGCUGAAAAUGGGUCUGGUGGUUUCGCUGCAAAGAUUUCGCUUCCAAACCUGCAAAGAAACACCGAUCCCCUUGGAGCUGGAGGACAAAGGAUUCCUCAAGACGAAGAAGCCCAUCAUGUUGAAGUUGGUGCCCAGAGUUGUCGUGAAACAUGAGAAGUAGACAUUUUGGAGUGUUAAGGAUAUUGUUGUGUCACCACCAGAGUCAUGGAGCUCAUAAAGCAGAGUACCAUCAGAAGUUUUUAUGCACGGAAAUGGUUUUGAGAGUAAUUGUGAAUAACAUGUAGACAAACUAGUUUUAUAUUACUUUAUUUUGAGGGUAAAGCGAAAUCAAAGUCAUUUAACAAUCCAAGUCUUGGAUUGUUAAAUGACUAUGAUUUAAAUAUAAGUGCAAUAUAUAAAGUGCAAUAUAUAAAGUGCAAUACCCCCAGGAAUACGACUAAUCCCGGACCUCCGGACCUUCCGUUGAGCUUUGAAGACCUUCCUAUUUCAGCAAGCUGGGCUGGCUUAAAAUUUUAAUGGGUUAUUUUAAGGGUAAUGGGUUUUAAUGUUUUGGGAUGCCAAUUCGAUUUAAUUCUGCUUUUAAAUUAUUUUAAAUUUUGUAUUGUAUGUAUUUUAAUUUUGGCUGUGCACCGCCCUGAGUCCUUCGGGAGAAGGGCGGUAUACAAAUUUAAAUAAUAAUAAUAAUAAUAAUAAUAAUAAUAAUAAUAAUAAUAAUAAUAAUAAUAAUAUAAGAUCAAUUCAGGGAAAUAAAAUAUUCUUACCAGUUUGUAGAAAAAUACAAGGAACAUUCAGGAAUAUAAAAAUAGUUCAAUAAAUACCAGGAAACAUUAAUAAAUAACCCAUGAUCAAACAUUGACCAUUUAGAGAGAUCAAUAAUAGUUACAGCAUAGUAGCAGGUAAAAAUUUGGUGCAGUGAACACAACUAAUCACAAUAAAGCUCUCCUUAAAUAGAUUGGCUACAGAUCUUAUCCAAUCAGCAUGCAGAAUGACUCGGCAAUAUUCUUAAAGCAACAUAAUACAUUUACACAAUACAAACAUACAAUGUUGGAUUAUAUAUUGCCUGGCUAACUAGUUAGGCAAUGACCAUUUCCUAACAUGGAGGCUGCAAAGAGGCAGUAGUGUCUUCCUUGUAACUCAUUCUCAGCGUAUUCUCAGCGUAAUCUAAAUGAAAUGAAAGCAAAGUCCUCAAAACACCAGUCUUUAGUUUAUCUCUGACCUUGGGAUAAUUAGGCAAACUGCCAAAAGCUUUUCUUGGCAACAGUUCAGGAACAGAAGAAAUAACUACAGCCAAAAAAGUUACAUAUUGAAAGUAUCACCAAAUCAGAGAUGGGUUUCAGCAGUUCUGACCAGUUCUACAGAACCGGUAGUGGAUUUUUUUUUUUUUGGAUUUUUUUUUUUAUUUUUAAACAAACAAAACAUAAAAAUCCAUCUUCCAUUAACAAUUACAAACAGUGUGUCGAUUGGUUACAAAUCCUUUGUGCUUCGUCCCCAUAUUCAUAUUUUACUAAGUAUCCAAUUCCUCAUAAUAUCAAUCUAAUAUAUAUCUUUAUAUCAUUAUCAUCAUUUGUCAUUUAUCUAACAAUGGCAUUAUCAUUCCCAAAAAAAAUUGUCACAUAUUAUAUUAUAACAUUCAUUUUAUAAUACAUAUUUCAUUUCCAUGUUUUAGUAUCUAGCCAUUGGUAAAAUAAACUCCCAUAUCUUAUAAUAUUGUUUGUCGUCUUGUUCUCUAAUUUCAAAUGUCAAUUUACUCAUUUCAGCACAUUCCGUGAUUUUCUUAAUAACUUCAUCUUGCAUUGUUAUUUUCUCAUUUUUCCAGUUUUUAGCAAACACAAUUCUAGCCGCUGUCAAUACAUUCACAAUCAAAUAUCUCAAUUCUCUGUUAUAUGUUUCUGGCACAAUUCCCAAUAAAAAAAUCUCUGGUUUAAAGUC